Triticum turgidum subsp. durum (durum wheat) is the source of this 981-nucleotide messenger RNA. The record is from the annotation of a GenBank genome assembly. NCBI's taxonomy places the organism in Eukaryota, Viridiplantae, Streptophyta, Magnoliopsida, Poales, Poaceae.
AUGGAGGCGCUCUACCUGCUGGCCUCCCUGUCCACCACCCUCCUCACCUCCGCCCUGCUCUCCCUGCUGCUCCUCCUCCGCCUCCCCUUCGCCCGCCGUCCCGCUCCCGGCGGCGCCGGCGCCGGCGCCGCCCGGCUCUACGAGGGCCGCGUCCGGCACUCGCGCCGGCGGCCGGCGGGGCACGCCUUCGAGUACGCCGUGCGCUACGCCCUCGUGGACCUCGACCUCCUCCCCCUCUCCGGCCACCUCUCCGCCGCCGAAGCCCGCGGCAUCGCCUCCACUUCCGGCCCCGUGCGUCUCCUGACGGUACCCAAGAGCGUGGGGUACGAACAGAACCCACUGAGCGUCUACUACUGCUAUGACGCAGCUGCAAAAGAACAAGAUGAAGACCUCAAGAUGUGCAUUGCCGAAGUAACAAAUACUCCUUGGGGGGAGAAGGUGAUGUUUACCUUCCAACCGGGUUCUGAUCUCGUUGCAAAGCCUUUACAUGUCAGCCCCUUCAUGGAUAUGCUUGGCAAUUGGAGUAUUCGUGCUAAUGCCCCAGGCGAUAAUCUAUACGUGGCUAUUGCGGUUCAGCAUCCAACGCUUGGGAACUAUUUUACUGCAGCUUUGGAUGCCAAGUUAGUUGGUCAGACGAAUGACUCGGUUAAGCUAGCAACAUUCUUCUGGCUGAUGCCUCAUAAGGUUGCUGCAGGGAUAUACUGGGAGGCCUUCAGGCUUUGGUUGAAGAAUGUGAGAUUCCUAGACCAUCCGAGGUACCUGAGCGGGAGCUACAGGUCCGAAGCUCUGAAGCGCGACCUUGAGAUCCGUUCCUCCUGCAGCUUCCUGCAUCAGAAACCGAGAGAGAGCAUUGGAAGAAGCGGCACAGCAACGACCGAUGAAACAGCAGAGAACUCAAACCAUCAGAAUUACAAAGAUGGCGGAGGGAGCAUCGGGGCGAGGUGGUGCGUCUGGACGGAUGCUCAAUGGCCAUGGUGCUGA